AUACCCCCAGAAAGUCACCGUCUGACCGCAGAAAGUAGAGUGACCUUUGGCCCCGCCAAGUGACCGACGGCGCCAAAAUUAAGUUUCCGCGAAUAUAUCAAUCAGUCACUGACAUAAACUACGCACCAUGCCCGUAACUAAUCGAGGUGUAACACAACUUACACCUGACACCACCACCUCAACGUCAACUCACAGCAACUACUUGAACAAGUCGUCUUCCUCCUUUCAAACUCUUCAAGCUGGCCUCGCAAUCUUUGCUGUUGCUGUCAUCGCACGCUUUUGCGUUUUGCGACUCUACCUAUGGUUGCGACAGAUGCGCGGCUUGGAUCAGCAAACCCUACCCAUCUCAUCAUUGUCGCAUACUCGACGGCUUCAGUCGCAACCCUUUUGGGCUAUGAAUGAGAAGACUAUGACGCCGCCUGCUAACCAGGAGGAUAUGGCCCCUGAGCAUAUGUUGCAUGCCAAGCAAACAGACAAGAAACUGGUCAUCGACCCCAACUGGCAGAGUACAGACAAUCUCAUGUCCAGACAUGUCAUGUCGCGACCACCUCCUGCACCACCUCUGACGCCGCCUGAGCUGAGCACAGCCGUCUUCACUUUUGAUGACCGCCCACGACCAGGCGAAGAUAGUUUUAUUCGUCAGCCUAACCCGGAUUACAUGUCGUCGACAGCCAACACUGUUCUGCCUGACAACUCAACAUCAACGUCGGUCACCCGCCGGCGCUCUUACAAUAAGACCCUUCCUAUCGGAGUGCCCGUACCUCAGUCAUCUCAAGGGAUGUCGGAUGCUGCCGAUCUGACUUUUUCGCCCAGUUCCUACCCACCUGCAAGCCCGUUGCUUCCACCGGCCCCACCCAACGCAGGAACCGUGGAGAUCGGCGUCCAGGGCGAGAUUAUUGGUGUUCUCGACUCCGAAGGCGCCGGAUGGACGAGACAUACGCGUGUCUAUGGCGGCGGAGUCUGCCUUGCAUGUGCGGCCUCCGGUGGCAAUCACGGGGGCGGUUUCUACGGAGCAACAGUCCGGCCUGAGGAGAUGCGAUGACGGGUUGACAGUUUCGUAACGACCAUGUGUACUACUUUCAGUUGACUUUCCCGACCAAACGUGAUUGGCACUUUUGGUCUGGCAUAGGGGCCCAUGUGUAACGACCGUUUACGACUUAUGUUAGAGGUGGACGUGGUGCAACAACUGCGCUUCUGGGCAAAA
Fusarium oxysporum Fo47 is the source of this 1204-nucleotide messenger RNA. RefSeq lists its product as uncharacterized. The coding region runs from base 128 to 1042 and encodes 304 amino acids. Lineage: Eukaryota; Fungi; Ascomycota; Sordariomycetes; Hypocreales; Nectriaceae. The transcript has a single exon. The record is from RefSeq and is a predicted model, not a curated record.